CUUCCGUCCUCCUCUCUCGCUUCCAUCUUGCUAUCCGCGUGUGUUUGCUGCUAGCGUGCAGGUCAGUGAGGAGCUCUAAAAUAUACUCUAUUUCCUGCACAACCACUCCUGGUUCCGAGGCUCAAGAUGAAAGAAACUAUAAUGAACCAGGAGAAAUUAGCCAAGAUGCAGGCACAAGUCCGCAUCGGUGGAAAGGGUACCGCCCGCAGAAAGAAGAAGGUGGUCCACAGAACAGCCACUGCAGAUGACAAGAAGCUCCAAUUUUCCCUGAAAAAGUUGGGAGUAAAUAACAUCUCUGGCAUCGAGGAGGUGAAUAUGUUCACAAACCAGGGCACAGUGAUUCACUUCAACAAUCCUAAAGUACAAGCCUCACUGGCAGCUAACACCUUCACCAUCACAGGCCACGCAGAGACCAAGCAGCUGACCGAGAUGCUGCCCUCUAUCCUCAACCAGCUUGGCGCUGACAGCCUGACUAGUCUGCGCAGACUCGCAGAGGCUCUACCCAAACAAGUUGGUGAUGGAGAGGCACCCGUAGCUGGUGGAGAGGAAGAUGAUGAUGAAGUUCCAGAUCUUGUUGAGAAUUUCGAUGAGGCUUCAAAGAACGAGGCAAAUUAACUUGAUGGGAAGGAAAGGCGGUUGAAAUCUCCGGUCUCUGAGACAUGUGGGACUUUUUUUUUUUUCCCCUUUUUCUUUUAUAAAUAUAUUGCAUCUCCUGAAUCUUGUGCACUGCUGUGACCCAUUUGUGUCCAAGCUGAGAGUGUGAGAUUGUUUGUACCACACAGCUUCAUGCACAGUGUGUUUGUUUGCUUGUGUGGUCCAAGAGGCAUCUUUGCCUCCACCUUCCCUGUUAAUAAGGCUCACUUGUUUGCAGCCUAUUUGAAUCAACAUCUGGAAAUAAACAUUUGUUAUUGACUAAAAGCUUACUAAA
Molecule: messenger RNA, 928 nt
Organism: Xyrauchen texanus (razorback sucker)
Lineage: Eukaryota; Metazoa; Chordata; Actinopteri; Cypriniformes; Catostomidae
Product: transcription factor BTF3
Exons: 6
Coding region: 127-615 (162 amino acids)
Cellular component (GO): cytosol; nascent polypeptide-associated complex
Source: RefSeq, a predicted model, not a curated record